This is a messenger RNA of Cryptosporidium muris RN66, 1008 nucleotides long. RefSeq lists its product as uncharacterized. Bases 1 to 1008 code for a protein of 335 amino acids. NCBI's taxonomy places the organism in Eukaryota, Apicomplexa, Conoidasida, Eucoccidiorida, Cryptosporidiidae. The transcript has a single exon. Gene Ontology annotation, biological process: DNA damage checkpoint signaling; DNA repair. The record is from RefSeq and is a predicted model, not a curated record. Gene Ontology annotation, cellular component: checkpoint clamp complex.
AUGGAAGCAUAUUUGGCAGAUGUCCCUACUUUUAUUAAAGCUAUACAAAGUCUACAACUUAGUAGAGCAAUCAGGAAAGAUGGAGAUGGUCAAUUUCUAACUUGUAGUAUAUCAACUUCAGGUAUUAAACUUAGUAAUCACACAACUGGAAAGGAUGUCUUCUGCUGCUGUUGGUUGAAGAAGGAAAUCUUUAAAAAAUUUGAAUGCUUAAAUGAAUUAGAAAACAGUCACUUCGAUAUAUGUCUAAAUACGUUGAUUAAUUGUAUCCAAGUAUUUGGACUGGAUGCAAAGAUGGCAAUUCUACGUUAUGAUAAUGCAAAUCUACAUCUUAGUAUUACUGAAGAUGAAGGUGCAAUGACAGAUUGUGUACUAUGCACUUAUCAUACUUCCGAAGAUAUAUGCGAAAUUCAGAGAUUUAUGAAUACUAAUGACGGCUAUAGGAGCAAUGGUAGUAGUACCAAUACGGACUAUAUUAUGAUCUUUCCUCAUGUUCUAAGAGAUCUAUUGAAAGAUCUAUGUGAUAUUGCUAAAAACGAUAGUAAGGUAAGUUGUGAAUAUAUGCAAAAAAAUGUAUACCAGGUUUUUUAUAUAAAUAUGAUCUAUAAUCAGAUGACUUUAGAACUAUUCCCACUUAAUAUUAAUACUUCACCAAAACAUUGUGUAAUGUCUUUUUCAUGUAAGCUAGAUGGUGAAGAGUGUUGUUGGGAACUCUUUGAUAAUCACAAUGUCUUCCCUGGGUAUAGAAUUGACCAGUACCACAACCACACAUAUAUGAUUAAAUCUUUGUUUCAAAUUGAACGUGCCUUGGCAGUUUGUUCUACCCUUAGAAUUAAAAUAAAUAAAGAAGGUCUAUUAGCAAUACAAAUGAUAAUAAAACAAGAUAUACAUCCAACUAAGGAAGUCCAGAGUGUAAACGCGGAUGCCUCGUUAAAAUAUAUAAACUACUACAAUACUGAAGUGUUGAUUUUGCCAGUUAAUAAAAUUAACGGAUCUGCUAGUUUUACUUAA